Messenger RNA from Aureobasidium subglaciale EXF-2481, 675 nucleotides. RefSeq lists its product as uncharacterized. NCBI's taxonomy places the organism in Eukaryota, Fungi, Ascomycota, Dothideomycetes, Dothideales, Saccotheciaceae. The record is from RefSeq and is a predicted model, not a curated record. The transcript has a single exon. Bases 1 to 675 code for a protein of 224 amino acids.
AUGGCCCCUUUCAUCGUCUCUGCAUUUUUACUGACCAAGCGCCAUGGAGGUGACGGCAGCGUAGGAGCUCCAGGAAGCAUCCAAGACUCUGGAGGCAGAAGCCCAGAUCCGUCAACAAUCGUCGCACUCGUUAUCGGAGUUCUAGCUCUUCUGGCAACGCUCGUACAGACUCUACAACAGUACAUUGCUACAGCAGAUGGCUUCAGACGUUGUGGUCCAGGUGUGAUGGGUCCAUGGGGCCGCAAGACUCGGUUGCGUUGGCGUUGGAGGGAGUUCCGAUUCGAAGUCCUUUACUGUGUCCCUUUCAUCGAGUUCGGCCUGCCUAACAAAGGAGAAGGUGGUUCUCGAAGUCUUCGACCUUUCUGCGAUCAACCAGAGCUCACCACCUUCGACCCCAACCCACCGGACAAGAAAAGAGACUGGAACGCUGAACUAGCUGGAUGGGUCCACCUGCUGCACAAUCUAGGCUUACACGACCAGUACGUCAGAUCGAGAGUUGUUCCUGUCUUUCUCCGCGACACAGGACGCAUGGCCUAUUGCAACUGGCUCCGAUGUGCACACGUUGAAAAGGCGUAUCGCAGCUGGGACUUUGUGCCUGACGACGUUUUGAGACCUUUGGCCAUCACAACACUUGCAGGAUUAGCAGCAACCACCCGUCGGCUAGGCAUGAGCUAG